Mauremys reevesii (Reeves's turtle) is the source of this 2985-nucleotide messenger RNA. Its product is annotated as adhesion G protein-coupled receptor E5-like. The record is from RefSeq and is a predicted model, not a curated record. Gene Ontology annotation, molecular function: calcium ion binding; G protein-coupled receptor activity. NCBI's taxonomy places the organism in Eukaryota, Metazoa, Chordata, Testudines, Geoemydidae. The transcript is spliced from 18 exons. The coding region runs from base 102 to 2327 and encodes 741 amino acids. Gene Ontology annotation, biological process: adenylate cyclase-activating G protein-coupled receptor signaling pathway; cell surface receptor signaling pathway. Gene Ontology annotation, cellular component: membrane.
CGGGGCCCCCCGCCCCCCAUGGAGCCGGCCCUGGCUCGGGGGCGCUGCCCUCUGGCUGCAGCUCGGUGCGCGCCGCUCGCUGGACUCCCUCGCCCCGCAGCAUGGACCCGGCUCGCCGCCUGCUGCCCCUCGGGCUCUGCAUCGCCCUGUGCCUGUGGGGCACCGUGGCCCAGAAUCAUGGCGUACAAGCUGUUCCCGCCCCUGCAGGUACCACUGGGGACUGCAACAACCAUAUGCUGUGCCCAGCAAACGCCAAGUGUGUGAACAGCACCCACUGCACCUGCCUGGAUGGAUACCAGCCAAGGGGGAAUCGCUUCUUCACCGACACAACGGAGCCCUGUGACGAUAUUAACGAGUGUCUGGGGCAGAACCAGACAGACUGUGGAAAAAACGCACAGUGCAACAACGCGCCUGGGAGUUACUCCUGCACCUGCAUCGAUGGCUACGAGCUCAGCUCUGGGAAAGCCAAGUUCAUGCACGAAAGUGAGAACAGCUGCCAGGACAUCGACGAGUGCAACAAGACCCCAGAUAUCUGCAGCCCCAACGCCACGUGUAUCAACACCAUCGGGAGCUACUGGUGUGAGUGCCGGGCCGGCUACGUCCCCUCCAACAGGAACACGACCCUGUGCCAAGAGCUCACCUGCCCCCCGCUGCUGGUUGAUGACAACUCUGCCGGAGCCAAGAACAUCCUGAGCAGCUUCCUGGCACAGAUGGGAAGCCUCUGCCAGGUGACGCUGGAGGAGCUGAAGCAGAUGAACCCUCAGAACGCCAAGGAAAAGCUGCAGGGCUUCUUGGACAUUCUGGAGAAGCAGAUAAAUCUGGUCGGGCAGCAGAGCGAGAGUGUGGAGUGGAGACACCGGUUCGCGACGGAGCUGAUGGCCAUAGUGGAGAAGCUGCUGAGAACGCUGGGCCUGACCGUGCGUGAUAGGAUCAGCAUCACAUCCCCCAACGGCACAGAGCUGGGGCUGGUGUCCAGGCAGGCUGGGAACCAGAGCCAGGAAACCGUGACGCUGCAGCAGAGCAAGACGCAGAUGGAAUUAAAGUGGGCUGGAGCCCCAGGGCAGAAAAAUGAAGGCUUCAUGCUGGUUGGGCUGCUGACAUACCAGGGGAUGAGCCCCAUCCUGGACGGUGCUGGGCGGGUGGAGGCACCCGAGUGGGACAAGAUCGGCCGGACGGGGAAGUGGGCGCAGGAGCUGGGGCGGCCCAGCUACCGUGUGCUGUCUCCGGUGGUGUCGGCCUUCAUCAGUGACCCGAACCCCCAGGCACUCGGCCUCUCCGUCAGCAUCCGCUUCAGCCACCCAGUGCCGGAGAACAAGACCGACCUGCGCCUCCUCUGCGCCUACUGGGAGCCUGGCAGCAGGCGCUGGGCCACCGACGGCUGCACCCUGCAGAAGUUGAACGCCACCAUCACCCGCUGCCAGUGCAACCACCUGACCAGCUUCGCCGUGCUCAUGGCCUUCUACGAGCUGGAGGACUGGACCCUGGACGUCAUCACCAAGGUGGGGCUGGUGAUUUCGCUGCUGUGCCUGCUGCUGGCCAUCGUCACCUUCCUCUUCUGCCGCGCCCUCAAGGGCCCCCGCACCACCAUCCACCUGCACCUCUGCCUGGCGCUCUUCAUCGCCUACACCGUCUUCCUCACUGGCACCUCCAGCACCGGCAACACGGUGGUGUGCGGCGUGGUGGCCGGGCUCCUGCACUAUUUCUUCCUGGCCGCCUUCUGCUGGAUGUGCCUGGAGGGCGCCGAGCUCUACCUGCUGGUGGUUCAGGUCUUCACCCCCCUCGGCCUCAGGCGCCGCUACAUGUUCCUGCUGGGCUACGGCGUGCCGGCCCUCAUCGUGGGCGUCUCGGCCGCCACCUACAGCGAGGGCUACGGCACGGCGCGCCACUGCUGGCUCUCGCUGAAGAAGCAAUUUAUUUGGAGCUUCCUGGCGCCCGUCUGCAUCAUCAUCUUGGUCAACGCCGUGAUCUUUGUGGUCACCGUCUGGAAGCUGUCGCUGAAAUUCGCUGACAUCAACCCCAACAUGAGCCAGCUGAAGAAGCUCAGGGUGCUCACCAUCACGGCCAUCGCCCAGCUCUGCGUCCUGGGCACCACCUGGAUCUUCGGCAUGUUCCAGUUCAACCAGCGCAGCCUGGUCGCCUCCUACAUCUUCACCAUCCUCAACAGCCUGCAGGGGCUCUUCAUCUUCCUGCUGCACUGUCUGCUCAAUAAACAGGUGAGGGACGAGUACCGCAGGUGGCUGAGCUGCGGCAGCUUCAAAGGACCGGCCAAGUACUCCAGGUUCUCCAGCUCGACCACCACGCGGCCGUCGCAGGAGUCAGGGUUGUAGCUCUCUUGCGCUCAUCCCAUUUCUGGACACCGCAGCUUUGCACAUGAGAAAAGCCCGUGAGCAGAGACCCACCACGCACCCGGCCCCCCAUGCAGAUGCUUCAACGGUUGCCCAGUAGAACCGUUACACUGCCCAGCCGCCCCCACCCGCUGGGCACUCACCAGCCCAGGCCUGCGCACUGCCAGCAUCACCAGCAAUAGCGACAGGCAGCAGGGCAGCCGCUCAGCUCCGACGCGACGUACUCUGGCCACAGGGGGCGCCUUUCCCUUCGGUACGAACGGGUCCCUGUCCCCGCCUGCGGUACGAUGCUGGGCCAGGCUGAGCACAGGCAGUGGAGAUGAAUCCAACCAGCAGUGAUGAACCCUCCCCCAGAGGACCCCGCCCCUCCCCCAGGGACUGCAGCAUCAGCCACCGCCCUUGGCUUCGAUGACGGUACAACACGGCCUGAGCUGAAGGAGGCAAGCGGCCCCAGCCUGCGGCGGCCCCCAGGGCUCAGCUGUCUGGGUCUCACUGGUGACACUUUUUUUUUAAAAUGAUCUUUUUAAAGUUAUUAAAAUAUUGAGUUUUGUGACAAAAACAGCUGCUUCGAGGAGCCACAUGUGUGGUGGCUGGAGAGAACCCAGGAGUCCUGACUCCCAGCCCCCACUGCUCUAACCCU